Coregonus clupeaformis (lake whitefish) is the source of this 3723-nucleotide messenger RNA. RefSeq names its product limb region 1 homolog-like protein. Gene Ontology annotation, biological process: signal transduction; receptor-mediated endocytosis. The record is from RefSeq and is a predicted model, not a curated record. Lineage: Eukaryota; Metazoa; Chordata; Actinopteri; Salmoniformes; Salmonidae. The transcript has 13 exons. Gene Ontology annotation, molecular function: transmembrane signaling receptor activity. The coding region runs from base 238 to 1716 and encodes 492 amino acids.
CCACCCCCUUGUUUAAAGCGCACUGAGGACAAUCGCUUGCUAGUGGAGUUUAAACGAAACCUGGUGCGCGACCGUACCAUUGUCGUUAGUUUGAGAAGUUUUGGACAAAUGUAGUUCGCUUGCCUCAAUGUUCUAACCGGAGAGCGAUGCUUUGUUGUUUUACUAUACUACCAUCCCGUCCCAGCGCUUUUAGCCACGUUUCAUCAAAUUUUAACCCCUGCGUUAUGGUUUCGUAGGAUGGAAGUAGACGACGUGUCGGUUAGAGAGCAACUUUUCCACAACAAAGUGCGAGAGACUUUUAUCUGUGUCCUCCUCUUCACCUGCCUCUACAUACUGUCCUACCUCAUCCUCACUCACUUCAAGAAGAGUGCAGAUUAUAUCACCACCGAUGACAUUGAAGAUGCGACCGUCAACAAAAUUGCGCUGUGGCUGUGUACGUUCACCCUCUCCGUGGCAGUGUGUGCCGUGCUGCUUCUCCCCAUCUCCAUCCUGUCCAAUGAGGUGCUGCUCACCUUCCCUCACAGCUACUACAUGCAGUGGCUCAAUGGAUCACUCAUCCACGGCUUAUGGAACCUAGUGUUCCUGUUGUCCAACCUGUCCCUGAUCUUCCUCAUGCCCUUCGCCUACUUCUUCACCGAGUCGGAGGGCUUUGUGGGCUGUAAGAAGGGGGUGAUGGCGCGGGUGUAUGAGACGGCGGUGGUGCUGCUGCUGCUCACUCUGCUGGUGCUUGGCAUGGUGUGGGUGUUUGCGGCCCUGCUUAACAACACGGCCAGGGAGAGCCUCUACGACAUGUGGGAGUGUUACCUUCCGUACCUCUACUCUGCCAUUUCUCUGUUUGGAGUGCUCCUGCUCCUACUGUGCACUCCCUUCGGGCUGUCCCGCAUGUUCAGUGUCACUGGGAGCCUACUGGUCAAACCACGGCUAUUGGAGAAUGUGGAGGUGGAGAUGAACUGUGCUGCGUUCGAGGAGGCUUCGCUGUCCAGGAAACUCAACAGGGGUAGCACGUCAUGCAGGAUCACUGUAAACGUGGAGCCUUUGAGGAUGCAGUUCCUCCGAGUCCAGGCCAAACGCAUCGCCCUCGAGAUGCGUAGGAGAGCGUCACCAUGGCAGCGGAACCUGUUCUACCCUCUGGCCAUGCUCCUGCUCCUAGUUCUAACGGUGGUGUGUGUGUUGAUGGUGUGUUUCCACGUUCUGGAGCUCCUCUUGGACGAGACGGCCAUGCCCAGAGGAAUGGAGGACCCUCGUCUGGGGACAGCUUCCUUCUCCAUGUUUGGUUCUCUGGGAGCAGCAGUGCAGGUGGUCCUCAUCCUCUAUCUGAUGGUGUCGUCUGUGGUGGGCUUCUACAGCUCUCCUCUCUUCACUUCCCUGCUGCCCCGCACUCAAGACACCAACCUCACACAGAUCAUUGGGAACUGUGUAUCUCUCCUGGUCCUCAGCUCAGCACUGCCCGUCUUCUCCCGAACUCUGGGAAUCACACGGUUUGACCUUCUGGGAGACUUUGGGAGGUAUAACUGGCUGGGGAACUUCCACAUAGUGUUCCUGUACAACAUUCUGUUCGCUGGCCUCACCUCUGCCUGCCUCAUCAACACUCUCACCUGGACUGUGCAGAGAGAACUCAUACGCGCCUUUGGUCUCCACAAACUGCCUCUGACCGUGUCCCGCACCACCAUCCCCCUCAAGCUCCUCCUGGCUAAUGGCCUGUCAAAGAUCCAGUGACUGACAUUCCCUUGACCAAUCAACCAUCAUCUCUAACACCCGACCGGGACCUAAGCCUCCUGAAGAGCAUUCCCAUUGGAACAAUGGCACCUUGUCUUCAGUCCUCCAGCCUAUCGGUGUCUGGAUCACCAGAAUGAAAAGACAGAAGUGGAGGAUUAGAAGUGCAGUUUGGCCAAUGGUGCAGUAAAGUGCUGCUCACUGACUAAUCACCAAUCGAUACAAGUUGACCUGGGGAACCAACUUAAACUGUGUCUCAGACUACAAUACUGGGGUUAUAUUGGAAUCAUUGUGCACAGUAAUCUGAGCCAAAAACGAUAUGUUCUGGAACUAAUGAAAGAUUCUGGAACUGAAAAAGGGAUCUAAUCUGUAUCAGGGUUCUUGUUGACAUUGUGACAUCAUACAGCACAUCCUGGAUGUCCUAAUGCCUUGUGAGAAACUCUGUGGGUUUGAGAGGUUGAGGUGGGACUGACUUACUUUACUCUUUGGACACACGUGUAAAAGUCAGUAAAGCUAUUUUGGAACAUUACGUUGUGACUGACUGACAUUUCCUUUUCCUGCUCUGGGGUUGAGCAUUUGAGUUGUCUCUCGUUCGCUGCCGCCUUCCCCUCUCUGUCAUGUUAGACCACUGUUUUUGGGCCUCACUCAUCCUGUGAAUCCCACUUCCAUGUAUUUAAGAUGUCUUGUCUGUCUGUAAUGGUGUUGUGUUUGUUAAUGAGAGGAGGAUGUUUUAAAAUUAGGGUAGAGGGAUUACUCACUCUAUUCUACAUGCCUUGACCUUCAUAUAGGGGAGGAAGAGAAGGGGACAGGACAGGGUUGUGUUCAUUAGGUUACGUUUGAAAGCUUUUUGCAACAGAAAACAAAGUUAACGUUUCAGUCAGUUUUCUUCCAUGUGGUGCCUAAUGAACAUGACCCAUGACUUGUUUUUAAACUCAUCACUUGUAAUUAAUGAACGAUGUAUGAUAAGAUACCUGAACAUACAUAUUUUUUUUUAAAGGGGAGGUUGUGUCAUCUUUGAUAUUGUGUUAUUGGUCGUAUAAUGGCAUUUCUGUUUACUUAAAAUAACACUUUUUCAUGGGUUUCUACCCCCCUGAAGAGGAGCGUCCUAAAUGCAAAGUGACGCUUACUAGUUUUGGGUGUCCUGCCUUGGACCAAUCAUACUGUGAAUUGUUUAAACGUUUGUUAAUAUAAACUAAGUGCAAUACUGUUUACUGUCCACUGCCAAUUCCAGUAGUUUUUUUUUCUGUUCAUUUUGAUAUUAGAAUAAUGUAAAUUAUCUCUGUUGCUUUGUUUUUAUUUGUGUCAUGGUUCUCCUUUGCUGUAUCAGCAUGUUAAGUUGUAGUAGGAUUCUUAUUAUUAGCCGAUAGUCAGACAGUUCUGUUCCAUUCAUCGCCAGCAGGGGGCAGGGUCUCCCAAAUUCACCAAACUCACCUGGCAGCCUGCUGAACGUUUACCAUAAGUUCUGUUAUCACUGGUCAGUCAUUAAAGUUUACUCAUUUCACUAGCCUGGUCUCAGAUCUGUUUGUGCCAUCUUACCAACUCCUUGCCACUCAUUGUCAUUCUAAACCGCAUGAAAAUUCCAUAAGAAUUUGGCAAGAGAGCAGAAACAGACUGGCACCCAUCAAUUCCCUUGGGAAUAUAUUGUUUGGGGAGCACAAUGUUUGAGUGGGCUGGUUACUUAGGGGCGAUAAUGUUAAAGUUCAAGUGGUACUCUUAUUAGUCAAUCAAGGGCAUUUUUACUGUGAGACUGCAGAACCAUUGUCUAUUAUUUUACCUGGGAGCUGAUUUUGAUGGACAUUAUUUGAUUUAGCAUUGCUUAAAAACGCUAACGUAAUGAGAAUGUGACCGCAGGUGUUGAACCCUAAAGAAAAAUAUAAUUGCUCUCAGCAAUUUCAUGUUUUUAUGGUUUACUUCAUGUUUUUUAAUGUUUUCGAUUCAGUACAAUCAUGUUUGUUUUAUGAACUGGGGAGAAAAAGGACAAUAAAUGUAUUUCAUUUUCCUAUACAUAAA